AUGGGAAGUAUAGUCUCGGAUUCUCAGCAGGCAAGGCUGUGCUGUCGUCGCAACCAGUUGACCAAUACCGCCGGGGUUGCUCCAGGGUACUUACAGGCCAACCUUUUGGUGCUUCCUGCGAAAUAUGCAGCCGAUUUCCAUGACCUGUGUCUUCGGAACCCAGUGCCUUGUCCUCUGUUGGGAAUGACCGUGGUUCCUGGCGACCCCAAGCAUAUCCGACCAGCUCAAUGCAUCCAGUCCCAAGACUUUGACAUUCGGACCGACUUUCCCCGAUAUCGAGUAUAUUCAAGUGGCAAACACAUCGACACUCGCCAUGACCUAUUGGAUUCGUGGACUGACGAUCAUGUGGGCUUUUUGAUCGGGUGUUCCUUUUCUUUCGAAGAUGCCCUGACGGCAGCUGGCCUGCCACCACGUCACCAGAAAACGGGAACCAUUGUUGCCAUGUAUCGAUCCAACAUUCCUUUACUGCCAGCGGGGAUCUUUACUGGAGGCUACUGCAUUGUAUCUAUGCGACCGUAUCGUCCAGAGCAGAUUGAAAGAGUCAGAGAGAUCACAAGGAUAUAUCGGUCCACGCAUGGCGAGCCGGUAGCCUGGGGUUGGGAUGGUGCGAAGCAACUCGGAAUUAGUGAUGUCAAUGCACCAAACUUUGGCGAAGCACAAAUAUUUGAAGAGGGGGAGGUUCCUGUGUUCUGGGCGUGUGGAGUGACGCCUCAAAUGGCAGUCGAGGCUGCAAGUAGCAAGAUUGAUGGACUGGUCUUUGCCCAUGAGCCUGGACACAUGCUGAUCACCGAUUGGACAGCAGAUGAUUUGAAGAGCCUCGCGCCUGGGAGCAUAUAA
Molecule: messenger RNA, 837 nt
Organism: Penicillium nucicola
Lineage: Eukaryota; Fungi; Ascomycota; Eurotiomycetes; Eurotiales; Aspergillaceae
Product: DUF1445 domain protein
Exons: 2
Coding region: 1-837 (278 amino acids)
Biological process (GO): glutamate metabolic process
Molecular function (GO): D-glutamate cyclase activity
Source: RefSeq, a predicted model, not a curated record